AUGUCCAAUCAAGUCCGCACAAUCAACCCGACCACCCACGAGGUCAUUUUCGACCACCCGGGCACCUCCCUCGCCGAAGCAGCCCAGAUUGCCACCGCUUCCAAGCAAGCCUUUGAAUCAUACCGCGCCGUCACACUCGCCGACAAGAAGAAGAUCGUCACCCGUGCACUAGAGAUCAUUGCCUCCCGAAUCGAUGUUCUGGCCAAGGAGAUCACCACACAAAUGGGGCGACCCAUCCGAUACUGCGCCGGCGAAAUCAAGACUGCCAUUCUUCGCUCGGAGCACAUGAUGGACAUUGCGGAACAAAGCCUGGCUGAGCUGCCUGGCAAGCCCGAGGCAAACUUCAAGCGGGUGGUAAAGCAUGUGCCUGUGGGCCCGGUGCUUAUUGCUGGAGCUUGGAAUUACCCAUACUUGACCACUGUUAACGCCCUGAUCCCUGCACUUCUCGCCGGCAACUCUGUCAUUCUACGUCCAUCGCCUCAGGUGCCUUUGUUUGGCAACCGACUGCUUGAGAUAUUCACCGAGGCCGGUUUGCCGCAAAAUGUUCUGCAGGUCAUCCACAUUGGUAGCUUGGAUGUUCUCGACCAAGUCGCUCAACUUCCCGAGAUUCAGUCUGUCUCCUUUACCGGGUCUACUGCAGGUGGUAUCAGACUUCGUGAAGCUACUGCACGCCAAGUCAAGCCAGUCCACCUGGAGCUUGGCGGAAAUGAUCCCGCAUAUGUGCGCCCAGAUGCCGACGUGAAGGAUGUGGCAGAGAACCUCGUUGACGGAGCUGUUUUCAACUCCGGCCAGAGCUGUUGCUCUAUUGAACGGGUCUACGUCCACGAGAAGGUCUAUGAUGCUUUCAUCCUUGCCGUUCAAGAAGAGCUUAAGUCGUAUAAGCUUGGUGAUCCCCAGGAUGCCACUACCACCACCGGUCCUGUCAUUUCAGCACCUAGCAAGGAGAAAAUCCAGUCGCACAUUGAUGAUGCCUUGUCGAAGGGCGCUGUCAAUGUGACUCCGGAAAAUGCUACAUUUACUCUGGCUAAAACAGCUGAUAAGGGCAACUGGCUUGCCCCGGUUGUUCUAACCAAUGUCAACCACUCUAUGAUUACCAUGAAGGAGGAGACUUUCGGACCCGUGAUGCCGAUCAUGAAGGUCUCUAGUGAUGACGAAGCUGUUCGUUUAAUGAAUGAUAGUGAUUACGGACUGACUGCUAGCGUGUGGACAAAGGAUAUUGCUGCAGGUGAGGAGUUAAUCGAUCGCAUUGAGGCUGGCACGGUCUUUAUCAAUCGCUGUGACUACCCAGCUCCGGAUCUCGCAUGGACUGGCUGGAAAAUGUCCGGACUUGGCUCUACUCUUGGACCCCGAGCAUACGAUGGAUUCACAAAGCUGAAGAGCUACCAUAUUAAGGGCGUUUCUGCUUAA
Molecule: messenger RNA, 1407 nt
Organism: Penicillium verhagenii
Lineage: Eukaryota; Fungi; Ascomycota; Eurotiomycetes; Eurotiales; Aspergillaceae
Product: aldehyde dehydrogenase family protein
Exons: 4
Coding region: 1-1407 (468 amino acids)
Molecular function (GO): aldehyde dehydrogenase (NAD+) activity
Source: RefSeq, a predicted model, not a curated record